GUGAUAACAAGCAAUCAUGUGCAUCAUUUGAACUGACCAACAAUAAUUACCAACAUUUCACGCAAAAUUACCCUUUAUAUAAUAAUACCCUGUCCGACGAAUUGAUUGAAUAUAAUUCGAAUUCUAUUAGCGCUACUGCAAAACCAGGUUGUUACACAUUAACGCGCUGUGACCUAUCAAAACAGGGAUUAUCAAAUAUUGAUAUAUUAAGAUACCACAAAUAUAUUACGCAUUUAAAUCUAUCUAGAAAUUAUUUAACGGAUCUUGACGCACUUGGAUAUUUGCCAUUUCUAAAGUAUCUUGAUGUUUCUCAAAAUCUAUUAACUAAGUUACUGGAUUUUGAAACUCCUUUGACUAUUAAAUACAUGGACUAUUCUUAUAACUUGAUUGAAAGAAUUCCUAAUUUGAGUCACUGUUGGUCAUUGGAGCAUCUUAACAUCUCACAUAAUUUGAUUGCAAAUAUUUCUGGUCUUGAAAAUUUAAGUUUGGAGUUUUUGGAUUUAUCAUACAACUACAUUCGCUUUAUUGAUGGAUUAGUUUCAUUAAACAUGAACCACUUAUGUUUGGACCAUAACGAAAUCGAAACAACUAAUUAUACUUCAACAAAGAGCUCUCAUACUAUAUCAAGAUGCAAAAUACUUUCAAUAGCAUUUAACAAACUUGAAUCUCUAAAGCCUUUUGAAGAUAUGCACAAUUUAGAAAAAUUAAAUGUACACGAUAAUCAAAUUAGCAAGUUGUCGGAUCUAUUAUAUUUAUGCAAUAAAACUAAUUUAUAUUGUUUGGAUAUGCGCAAUAAUCCAAUACAAGAAAAUGUGAAAUAUAAAAAUACUGCAAUUUAUUAUGUGAAUAAACUGCAAUAUUUAGAUGGGAGAAAAAUUCAUUUUUACGAAAAAGGAACUGUCAAUUUUAACUUUUGCAACAGCAAGGAAGUCACUGCCAGACAUUAUAAUUCAAUGCAGAACGUGUUAUAUAAUAUGGCUACCCCGUCAAUUGAAGAUGAAACAACUAUCUUUGAAAAAAAGCAACUAAUAAUUGUUCUUGUGGGGUCAACGUCGGCAAGAACCCAACACCUGGCAGUAAACAUAAAAAACAAUUAUCCCAAAAACAAAGUUAAGUUGGGAUUGGUCACCACCACUCGACCGCAGUGUAGCCAUGAAAUAGAUGGUGCGGAUUAUUAUUUCGUGUCCAGAAUAAAGUUUAAGCAAGAUUUAGAGAAAGGCAACUUUAUUACUUGCGUGAAAGAGUAUGGUCAGUAUUUUGGUAUCAGUAAAGAUGAGCUGCACGACACUAAUAACACCCACGCUAUAAUAUUUGCCGUGGAUUUAAAUAGUGGUCUACAAUUAAAAAACAGAUUUCAAGAUUCUAAACUAAUUUUUGCCAUGCCGAAAUCCAAGGAAACCCACCGAUCUUGGUUAAUUCAAGAUUUUCACACCAAUGCGUGGAUUUCAACUUAUAUUCAAGCGUAUAGUAUCGUAUUUCAAGGAAUUGGUCUUGAUGCAUUAAAUGACCAGUUUAAAGAUCAGAAAAUGUGCUCGGCGAUAUUAGAAGAAAUCGUCGACUAUGUUGAAAAGAUGCAUGAAAGAAAGAGUCGUGAAACCGAUGAAAUGUCACAGAAUACAAAAUCAAUUUCGUAUGGGAGCAUGAUGUCACCAAACCUGAUUGCAUCAGACUCUAAGAUUGCUAGUAUAUCAUCAAAUUUCUUCCUGGUAGACUUGAUUAGUGUUCAAAUUUGUACUUAGUUACUAAGACAAUUUAUUUUAUUUAUUUCCUCAUAUUUUUAUUUUCAGCCGUCCGUUUUAUUUUGCUCACAAAAACUUGUAGAGAAUCGUAAUUAUAUUGAUGAUAAUCAUACAUCAUCUCCUAAGGUUGAAAGUCAAAAUCAAUCUAAAUCAAACCAAAAAAAUUCGGAUGAUUCACUUAAUAAAUUUAUAAAAUAUCAACCAACUUCCUGGUUGAACGCACCUUCGGACGAUGGAAGCUUCAAUACCGUAUGCGGCAGCUAUACUACUGAUGGCAUAUCAUUACGUUUAAGGCGUGAAAUGUCGUCGAAUAUUAACUCGGUAAGCGAUGAAGAGUAUACUGAUUCAAAUUCGUCAGUCGAGUUUACGUUAAACUCCACGGAUGAUUCACUCCAGAGCGAUGAAACACUCGUAGCUGAUAACAAAUCUACUUUGCCCAAGUCAGACUUAAAAGUUCAACCAAAAUGCUUGAAUUUGUUUAUAGAAGAUCAAUUAAAAUUACGUGAUAUUUACAUGGAAACAUUUGUUAACAACCCCGGACUGCAUUAUUAUCAGGUGUUUACUGAUGAAAUUGAAGAAGCGACUAAGCAUGUGUGCAAUGUAAUUAACCAGUGUUUGCAUAGCAGUUCAAAGAAAAAUGAAGAAUGGAAAAAGAAACUCGAUAAUCUUAAGUAUGACGAGAUGGUACUUGCAAGAGAGAAAUAUAUAUUUCGUGUGAGUUCUUAAAUUUUCUGGGAAUAAAUCAAAGAAGAAAAUCUAAAAAAUAGAAUUCAAGAAUGAAUUUACAUUAUUUUACAUCGCGCUGAAUUGGAAACAGCUAGAAUUCGAUUUUUUUUAGGUUGUAUUCAAAUCCUUUGUUCAAUAAUUAUUAAACACUCGAAAUCAAAAACUUUUCACCUUUUCACAUUUUUAACUUUUAAAAUUUCAAUCAUUUAUUACUUUCAACAUCAAAUAAAUUGAAUCUAAACUUGUA
This is a messenger RNA of Dalotia coriaria, 2712 nucleotides long. Its product is annotated as leucine-rich repeat and guanylate kinase domain-containing protein-like. The coding region runs from base 366 to 1739 and encodes 457 amino acids. Lineage: Eukaryota; Metazoa; Arthropoda; Insecta; Coleoptera; Staphylinidae. The record is from RefSeq and is a predicted model, not a curated record. The transcript has 8 exons. Gene Ontology annotation, molecular function: protein binding.